AUGGUGGAUUGCAAGGCCUUUAGUGAGAAACGCUACAAAUGCCAUGCGGUCUAUGGAAAAAUGGGAGAAGAUUGCUUGAAUGAAGAAUUGAGUGAAAAGCGAUGCUUGUCCCUCCAUCACUGUCCCAGGCAAGCCAAGGAAUAUUAUGGAGACGCUGCCAUGUCGCUAGAAAGUGAUGAUGGACAAGGAGCACCAGUGUACAUGUCUCAAAAAUCCAUUUGUGCAUCGUGGGCAGAAGCAUUUGCCUAUACUAGAAAAGAAAAAGAAUUGGAAUAUGGAACAGUGGUGACGGAACAUCAUCAAAAAGCAAGGGAGAUUGUCAAUAAUGACAAGGACGGAUUGAAACGGCAAUGCAGAGACGUUGCCUUUAAUUUGGCACAGUGUUUGCGACGCAAAAAACUCUUUUGA
This is a messenger RNA of Cylindrotheca closterium, 408 nucleotides long. The record is from the annotation of a GenBank genome assembly. Lineage: Eukaryota; Bacillariophyta; Bacillariophyceae; Bacillariales; Bacillariaceae.